AUGAAUGUGAACGCUGCACACGUCAUUGAACGAGACUUGUACGUAAACAACGUAAUUUCCGGCUUAAAGUGCGAAAAGGAUUUGCUUGAAUACUUCACAGAGGCAAGACAAUUGAUGUCCACAGCUGGGAUGAAUUUAAGGUCAUGGAUAUCAAAAAGCGCAUGUCUGAGAACAGCCGCGGAAGAAAAAAACGUUCCGAAUACUUGUGACGUCACCAAGGUGCUCGGGCUGAGUUGGGAUCCCAAGUUAGACACAAUAAACUUCGCAGAAAAACAGAUACCAAUUUUAGAAAAAGUUACGAAGAGAACGGUUUUAAAGUUUUCGUCAAAGAUAUAUGGCCCGCUUAAACUGCUGAGUCCAGUUACAGUCCGAACGACAAUUCUCUUACAAGAGAUGUGGAAACUGAAAUAUGACUGGGACACGACUCUUCCGUCCAGUAUACAUGCAACAUGGUCAGAAUUCCCCACAGAUCUCAACACUGUUGUUCGAGAGACGUCACUGAGCCGCCAACUCAUACAAUCUGUUAAAGGAACUGGAAGUGAUGUGAAACCGGAAAUGCACGUUUUCUUAGAUGCAAUUAACAAGUUGUAUGGCGCAGCGGUAUAUAUCUGCAACAGAAACGAGUCAAGAUUGGUGAUAGCGAAAAGCAAAAUUACUCCUGUUAAAACUCUAUCGCUUCCACAGUUAGAAUCGAUGGCUGCUUUGAUCGGAACGAGACUAGCUACCAACAUUCAAUCUUCCCUGCACAUGACGCAUAUCACGUUUCGGUCUGACAGCCAGAUAGUCCUUUAUUGGCUCUCCACGACGAAUACAUUGACAAGAUUUGUAGCCAACAGAGUGUCCGAAAUAAACACGUUGACCAAUACAAACACAUGGAAAUACUUUCCGACACACGACAACCCCGCAGACCUGCUUACACGUGGGGUAUCAGCAAGCAUUUUCAUGAAGAGCAGCAUUUUGCAAACGGGGACCGCGUGGUUCACAGACACGAGGAGGUGGCCUAUAUGGGAGACGGAACCGCUACUUGUCAACACUAGUUUAGAUGAACACGCCGGAACAGAGAAGGUGCCGAGUCACGUGCUACAGACAGAUAUACCUACCGGGUCUCUACUUAACCUUCAGAGCGUUAUCAACAUAUCUGACUACAGUUCCUACCGAAGACUCCUGCGCGUGACAGCUCUUGUACAAAGAUUUGUCUAA
Molecule: messenger RNA, 1200 nt
Organism: Dreissena polymorpha
Lineage: Eukaryota; Metazoa; Mollusca; Bivalvia; Myida; Dreissenidae
Exons: 1
Coding region: 1-1200 (399 amino acids)
Source: RefSeq, a predicted model, not a curated record